GUUAAAUAAAAAUUAAAACAAAAGCACAUGACAAAUAUGUAAUUUAUAAAAAUAUUUAAAAAAGGAAAGGGAGACUAUUUAAAAGUUGAGACAUUGUUUAGAAACGUAUCUUUUUUAAAUGAUUUGUUACGAUUUAAACAAUAUUGUAAUAAAAGAACAGUAUUACAUUUCUAAUAAUUAACAUAAGCUAAUCUGAACAAAAAAAUUUUAUAAAUAGAGUUUUUUCAGUUCACUCAGAUUAGGUUAUAUUACUGUGUACUUACUGCUAUUCGUAACGGAAUUAGUACAAUGUGUCAAACUGACACAUAUCGUAUCUUUGUAUUUAUUUAAUCUUAUAUAAAUAUAUAUAUGUAUAUAUAUCAAUAAAUAUGGAUUACAUACAUUUUCAAUCAGAUUCACGUGGAACUCCAUCCACAGAAACAUGUAUUCCAAUCCCAAGACAUAAUAUGACAAUAAUAACUGAUAUUUAUGCAGGAAUUCCUGAAAAUUUAUUGCUGAAUUUUUUUGGAUUUUUGUUUCUAGUUAUCUUGUUUGGUUUAUUACGUAAAAAAGCAUGGAACUAUGGACGUCUUGCAUUAUUGAAUAAAACAGAUGAACGAUGGAUGGAAUUAUUUUAUGGAAAUAAUGAAGGUAAAGAUACAGAUGCACUGUGCGUAGAAACUUCUGUUAAUUCCCAACUUUCACAAGUUGAUAGAGGUUUCUUAUUAUGGAUUGUUACUGCAUUCAAAGUUACAGAUGACGAGCUAUUAAAACGGGCAGGUCCAGAUGGCUUAUUAUAUAUAUCAUUUGAACGUCAUUUGAUCAUUUUAACAUGUUUAAUGGUCAUUGUAUCAUUAUGCAUUGCUUUACCAAUUAACUUUCAUGGUAAUAUGCAAGGUGAUAAUGCAACAUUUGGUCAUACAACAUUAUCAAAUUUAGACCCAAUGUCUAUGUGGAUUUGGGUGCAUACGAUUUUAAUUUUAUCCUAUUUACCAAUUGGUGCAUACAUCAUGAGACAUUUUUUAAAAAAGGUACGAGAAUCUAAGCAUGGAGGUGAAUUGGCAGCUAGGACAUUGUUAAUUACAGAAAUACCAAAACAACAAUGCGAUGUACAAAGUCUUAUUGACUAUUUCAAACAAGUAUUUCCAACAUUAACAGUAGAAGAUAUUACAUUGGCUUACGAUAUCAGACGGCUUUUGGCAUUAAACGAAGAAAAAGAUUGUGCUGAACAGGCGCGUUUAUAUUGCGAAAACGCAAAAAAAAAAGAACCAUUGCAAAUGUAUCCAUAUCCUUGUGGUCAAGUGAUAAGUUGCUGUUGUAAAAAUCAAAUUGAUGCUCAAGAAUUUUAUACAAAUGAAGAAAUACGAUUAACUGCAUUAGUUGAAGAAGAGAAAAAAAUGAUACUAAAUAAACCUCUUGGAGUAGCUUUUGUAACUUUAGGUACACCUAGUGCAGCUAAGAUGGUGCGGAAGUACUUGUCUUCUUUGCCUACUAUAAAAUGGGUUGUGGAUUAUGCACCUACACCUUCUGAUAUCUUUUGGGAAAAUUUAAGUAUACCAAGACCAUGUUGGUAUCUGAACGCUGUUUUAAUAAAUUUUGCACUGGGCAUUGUACUAUUUUUUCUUACUACACCGGCUGUAAUAGUAUCUGCUUUAAAUAAAUUACCAAUCACAGGGGAGAUUAAGAAUCUUAGUCCAGUAGUUUCAUCUUUUCUUCCAAGUGUAUUGUUAGUUAGCGUGGCUGCUUUAAUGCCAGUAUUAGUAGCAAGGAGUGAAUCAUUAGUUAGACAUUGGACCAGAAGCAGCCUAAAUCGAGCAGUAAUGACGAAAACAUUACUUCUUUUAUUAUUAAUGGUUCUUAUAUUACCUAGCUUAGGUCUAACUAGUGCACAAGCAUUUUUAGAGUGGACAGUAAAUGCAGCAAAUGACACAGGAAGAUGGGAUUGCGUGUUCUUACCUGAUCAGGGUGCUUUCUUCGUAAAUUACGUAAUUACUGCAGCUUUAUUCGGAAGUGGAUUAGAGUUAGUCAGAUUUCCCGAAUUAGCUUUAUAUACCUUCAGAUUGUGUGUAGCACGUAGCAAGGCAGAAAAAGUAUAUGUUAGAAAGGCAGUAUUAUGGGAAUUUCCUCUAGGUGCUCAUUAUGCCUGGUUACUUUUAGUCUUUACCAUGAUGACAGUGUACAGUUUGGCCUGUCCGUUAAUUACUCCCUUUGGGCUAUUAUAUCUCGUAGUGAAACAUUUGGUGGACAGACAUAAUUUAUGUUUUGCUUAUGGACCAAGCAUUGGAGGUGGUCAAUUAGCAGGCGCAGCAGCAAGUGCUACCGGAGCUGCACCAAUUUUGGCACAAGCUGCACUAUUAGCUCUAGGUUUAGUAAGGAGAGGAUUAUCACCUUUAGCUGCGGUACAACUUAGUGGUCUCGCUGCGAGUAUCUUAGGUCUUGUUACUGGUGCUACUUUGUUCACAUCAAAAUUUAAAGCACAAAUGCAGAAAAGAGAUCUAUCAGUUGGUCAGACUUUUAUUGCGCCCGUAUUGCGAAAAAAACAAACGUCAUUAGAAGAAACUAUAUCCACCAGUUCAAAUUCUGACUGCAGUCCAUCAAGCUUAAGAAGCACUAGCAUUUCUUCAAUACAAGAUAGUCCGAAACUUUAUCAAAAUUAUGGUAAAGAAUCACAAGCUUGAUAGCUUUUAAAUUACAAUAUUUUAUUUAAUUACUACAUUACUAUAUUAUAAAUUACGUAUUAAUUACUAUAAACUAUGUAUUAAAACAAUUCAAUGAAAGUAUAUUUAAACGCUAAUUCAUUAUUGAAAUAUCAUGUUAUUCUAUUAUUGCGGUAAAUAUGAAAAUAAUAUUUUUUUUGCAAAUAAAAUCGAAUUUAUUUAAAAAAAAAAUUUUAAAAAAUCCUGUAAGUUAUAUAUAAAUGUAAUUUUUCAUUUUAAAAACAUUGAUAUCAGAUUAUUUCCUAUUUGAUCAUUUCAUUUGUAUAAAAUAAAUACAAAAUAAUAAAUGUUAAUUGUACUAUUAGUAUACUAUAGUAAUACAAAAAAUAACAAUAAUAGUCUGUAAUAUUUUUUUUUUGUUUUUCCUCUAAAAUAUUUUUGAACAGCACAUUCUUUAUAAAUAAUUGUUAAUUUGUUAAUAACAUCUAAUGUUUAAUUUUAAACAUUGUUACUAUUACUAUAAUCUAUUAAAAGUCAUGGAUAUUAUAUUCACAGAAAGAUUUUUUUUUUGUUUCUUUUGUUUUAUAUGAGUUAUCAUUAAUUAUAUACUAUUUAAUAAAAUUUAAAUGUACAUUGUGGAUGUAAUACAUGUUACUUGAAGAAUAAUCGAAAAUUAUAAAUUUGAUUCGUAGAACAAAAAAUUUAUAUUUUUAAAAUUUCUAAUAUGACGCUUAUUUAAUGUACUAUAUAUAUUAUGUUCAAAGAUUGAAAAGACUUCAAAUAAAAAUAUUAAAUAAAGGAAAAAAACAAGUAGAAACGUUGUAAGGAACAGCCUCAAACUUUGCGUUUUGGCUUUAAAAAGUUUUAAAGUUAUUUUAAACAUAUAUAAAGUAAAAGCGUAAACUAAGAGGAGUUUUACUAUCCUAUUCUAUUAUUCUAUUCUAUAAAAAAAUUUAGCCCAACCCAAAUUUACUCCUGGUUAAAUCAAAAUUAGAUUUAGGUUAUUUGAAAAUCAUAUUUUGAUCAUUAAAUAAAUUUUAGUUAAUGAUUAA
Molecule: messenger RNA, 3688 nt
Organism: Heterotrigona itama
Lineage: Eukaryota; Metazoa; Arthropoda; Insecta; Hymenoptera; Apidae
Source: the annotation of a GenBank genome assembly